AUGUCGUUACCUAAGCUGGAGAGGUUUGCAAAGGCGUGUGGGACGGCGGAGGUGGCCGACGUCUUGUUCCUGGUGGGUGAGUCCUGGAGCGUGGGGGAAGGGAACUUCCAGCUGAUCAAAGACUUCAUCUACCGCGUGGUCCUCUCCUUCGAGAACGUGGCAAUGGGCAAAGAGGGCGUUCGGCUGGGAAUGGCACUCUAUGCGGAGAAGCCAAGGAUGAGUAUUGAGUUGACAGAUUACGUCACCAUCGAGGAGGUGCUGGUGGCUGUCAGGGAGCUCUCGUUCCAAGGGGGCAGUGCAAAAACAGGGGAUGCCCUGGUGUUUGUGGCCCAUGUGGUCUUCAAUCCGGCAGCAGCAAGAGGAGAUGCGGCAAAGAUCGUUGUAUUAAUCACAGAUGGGAAAUCUGCCGAUUCUGUUGAAGAUGCGGCUGUGGCGCUACAGGACAGAGGAGUUACAGUGUUUGCUGUGGGAAUUAAGAAUGCCGACAGGAACGAGCUGAGGAAAAUAGCUUCCAAGCCUGCCGAGGAGCAUGUGCUUUACACUGAAGAUUUCCACUUGCUGGGUAACUUGUCCCCUAAACUCUCUCGAAGGCUCUGUGUCACGGCCUCUGAGCCUCCGCGCCCCACCAGGCAGGCUGUGGACGUGGAGAAGAUCGUUGGUCCCCGGGAUUUACUUGUCAGCGAACAAAGUCACAGUUCUUUGAGGCUGACCUGGACUCCUGCCACGGGGAAGGUGAUGGAAUACCACGUCCUCCUGAAUUCACUUUCUGCUACUGGGCAGCUUAUUUCUGAGGACCAGCGGCAGAUUGUUUUGGAUGGCAACAAAAGCACCAUGCUGGUGUCCGAUCUGAAGCCCGACACAAACUAUUUCUUCACAGUCCUGGCAGUCUACGCGGAUGCCCUCGGGGAGUCAACAGCCGUCAAAGGGAAGACGACGCCCAUACCUCCAGUGACCAAUUUCCGGGUCAUCGAAGAAGGACUCUUUACCCUCAAGGUAGCCUGGACUCCUCCCCUAGGGAAGCUUGAAGGCUACAAGAUCUACAUGCCCAGAUCAAACAGACCUGGGAUGACCUAUGAGCAGAUUCUGGGUGGCAAAGUCACCUCUCACGUGCUUGGCAACUUGCAGGAGGAUAAAGAAUAUACUGUCAGUAUUUAUGCUGUGUACCGCCAGGGCCCGAGCCAACCGGUGUCCGCUACAGGGAGAACAUUGAAGCUCCUGCCAGUGAAAAGCAUCUUGCUCCAGAAUGAGACGACUGACACCAUCCAGGCCAGGUGGAUCUCAGUUAGGGGAGCAUCAGGAUACAGGCUCACCUGGGUGUCGGCAGGGGGCAGCGUUGAGACCGUGAACCUGGACGACACUUGUACUGACUACAUGAUCCCGGGGCUGCAGCCUGGGCUGGAAUACACCGUCACUGUCAACCCCGUCUUUGGGGACGUGGAGGGGCCCGUGGUGAGCAGCAAGGCAACCACCCUGGCGGCGAGCGCUGUGCAGACCCUGAAAGUGACCAACAUAACAAUCAACUCUGCCCUGCUCUCCUGGAAUUCAGUGGCUGGGGCCGCUGGGUACAGAGUGGCUUGGGGUCCUACUCCAGAAUUCUUCCACAAAGACCGACCACGGCAGCUGGCUCUGAACAGCUCCACCACGGCCUACCAGCUCCGAAACCUGGCCCCUGACAGCGAAUAUGUGAUUUCCCUCUACGUGCUCUUUGGCUCGGCGGAGGGGCCUGGGAUCACCGCCUCAGCCAGAACGUGUGAGUACAUGCAUGGCGCGGAAGCGGUGCCUCUCCUUGCCCGGGGAGCUCAGUUACCUGGUACAUACCGACAAUACAGAGAGCACCAAAGGGCACUGGAGACGGAGGCUUAA
Molecule: messenger RNA, 1863 nt
Organism: Dermochelys coriacea (leatherback sea turtle)
Lineage: Eukaryota; Metazoa; Chordata; Testudines; Dermochelyidae
Product: collagen alpha-1(XIV) chain-like
Exons: 13
Coding region: 1-1863 (620 amino acids)
Molecular function (GO): protein binding
Source: RefSeq, a predicted model, not a curated record